AUGAUCUGUCCCACCCACCAUACCCCUCCUGCAUCGAUGGCGACCCUCGUCACUACUCUCACAUCUUCAUCCUCGCUCCCGGACCGCAGCAAUCAGAAACUGACCCCCGCGCAGAAGUUCAAACAGGAGAAAGAAUCCUUCCUUCGAAACCUGGAUCCAUAUGUUGCGGUUGGUGUUCUGAGGAAACGUAAUUGGAAGUACAAUGUGGACCAGGAGACGAUCGUGGACCUCGAAGAUGACUAUCCUGCCGAGGAACUUGCCAACCUAGAGAAGGAGAACUGGUUGCGGACAUUCGAGUAUACCUACGUGAGACAUCCCCAAUGGUGCUAUGUCCGUGUCUAUGUGUUGCCAGAUGAUGCUGGGCACAAGUACAUUCCUCGCUCGAACAAGGCCUUAAGAGCGGCCCUAAAGACUGUCAUGACCAAGGUUGAUCGGUCGGCGGACGCAUGGGAUGGGUUAUUCCGCUCAGAACAGAGUAUUGCUGAGGAUAUACCCAAUCAAAACGAGUUUGAAGAGGAAUCACUCUAUUACAUCUUCAACACUUUACAGAACCCCGAGCCGCGAGUCGAAGACAUGAAGGACCCGUACGCGAGACUCGCUAUGGAACAAUUGCUAUCAUCAUCAUCACUACCAUUAUCAUCCGAUAAAGAUACGGAGACCGGCCAAGAUCUCAGCGUUGUCGGCUUGAAGACCCCUCUCUACCCGUACCAGGGCCGUUCCGCGGCGCUCAUGGUUCAGCGAGAGGUGCAACCAGCGCAGAUGCUGGAUCCCCGCCUGCAAGCCUUUCAGGGCCCCAGCGGCCGUGAAUACUACUAUGAUGACAAAAAGGGCAUGAUAUACAAAGAAAAGAAGUUGUACUCGGAAACUUGCGGGGGCAUUUUGGCGGAGACCAUGGGCUGCGGGAAGACGCUGAUUUGUCUGGCUGUCAUUCUGGCAACUCGCAGCCAUGUUCCAGCGAUACCACCACUGUACCGUGAAGCAGUGGCUACUCGGGAGAAGUGCGCAUCUCUGGUAGAAAUGGCGGCGGCAGCUGCGGGCCAGUCCUCAAUGCCAUGGAAGAGCCACUUUGAUCGACUCGGCCGUUCUGGUAUGGUAUAUACGAGGUGUAUCAAAGCUUGCGAAGAGAAUCGCGGCGCUUACAAAAUCCCGCCACCUCCAGUACGAAAUGCUAGUCGCACGAGCGCGGCAUAUCCAAGACCCUCUCUUCAACGUGUGCGACUCACAUCUGGGACUCUGAUUGUUGUUCCCCCCAACUUGGUAGACCACUGGGAAGAACAAAUUACGCGGCAUACUCAAGGGCUCAAGGUCCUUAUCCUACGAAACCCGACGGACGUGACCCCCGAUUCCGACGAUCUCCUACAAUAUGAUAUUCUCUUGUUCUCAAGAUCGCGGUUUGACCAGGAGGCUGGCAAGUCAGUCGACAAGAAAUGUGGCCCAUUUAAGCCCACGGAAUCUCCCCUGUUAAAGCUUCACUGGCUUCGCAUCAUAAUUGAUGAAGGUCACAGUGUCGCUGGUUCGAGUAAAAGUAACAAGACAAACACCGGCGUUCUCCUAGAGCAGCUACGCGCCGAGCGCCGAUGGAUUGUGUCAGGAACGCCGUCCCGCGGUCUUUACGGUGUCGAAGUGAGCAUCGCCUCACGCGAGACACAUACCAGCGACACAGACAUGUCUGAGGCAACUGAUGCUGUUCUCAAAAGGAAGAAGAAGGUAGAAAUCAGAGACGAUGAUUACAUCGCAAGACUGAAACCAGUGGUCGUCCAGUUUUUCGAUCUCAAACCGUGGUCAAAUCCCGUUACUGACCAGGCUGAUUGGACCACGUACACGAAGCUUGUAGGAAAGGACGGGAGCCGUCGAAAAGUGCAGUCACUCCGAGUGAUUCUCCAGAGUCUUGUUGUGCGCCAUCGCAUGGAUGUCAUCCAGACUGAAACCACACUUCCAAAGCUCCAUAACAGGGUGGUUUACUUGGAACCCACCUUUUACGACAGGUUGAAUCUGAAUCUGUUCAUUUUCAUCCUGGCCGUUAACGCAAUUACAUCAGAACGGGAAGGUAAAGACUACAUGUUUGAUCCUAAAAAUAAAGACCAUCUAAGCACUUUGAUAAGGAAUCUUCGACAAGCCGGUUUUUGGUGGGCAACCUCCAACCAUGAUAUUUCAGGGGCCGUGCAAAAUGCCCUUGAAUAUAUGGGGAAAAAUCGAGAUCGCAUGAAUUACAAUGACAUCGCAAUGCUCUGUGAGGGCAUGCAGAUAGCUCACAAGGCGCUCGCCAGCGAGGCCUGGAAUGCAUUUAGACAAUUGAACGAGUUGGGCGUCUACGUCCAGGACUUUCCUGACCAUGCUCGAGGCUUGUGGGCACUGCAGCCGUCCAAGUCAGACGUCGAGCCACUUCUCAUGGGGAUUAGCCAAGCUUGUCGUGCCCAACAAUUCGUCAAAGAGCACCUGAAAUCCUGUGAUCCAGCGGAAGGCCUUGCUGGAGCUGGUAUCAAAGCCCGCCGGGAAUUAGCCAACGCUACAGAAGAAAUGAAAGGCAAGUUGGAGUUUGCAACCGAGAAAAAGACCAGAAAGAAAGCCGGAAAGAAAUCGUUCUCCAAGGGUCUGAUGAAGUCUCUGCCGCCAGACUCGCCUCUUGCACAGACAAAGUUGGUCGCCACAACAUCGGCCAAAAUGACUUACCUGCUCAAUCGAGUUCAGGUAUUGCACACGGAGGAGAAGAUCAUUAUCUUUUAUGACAGUACAAACUCCGCUGUUUGGAUUGCAGAAGGACUCGAUUUGCUCGGCAUUGAAUAUCGCAUGUACACCAGUACGCUGACCCCUCAGCAGCGCUCGAGCUAUUUUAACCUGUUCCGCUACAAUGAGGAGAUACGGGUCUUCUUGAUGGACCUGAACCAAGCAUCUCACGGUCUUCACAUCGCGAACGCCUCCCGUGUCUUUUUUGUGAACCCUGUCUGGCAACCGAAUAUUGAGUCUCAGGCCAUCAAACGAGCGCAUCGAAUCGGGCAGACUCGGCCGGUGUAUGUGGAGACCCUGGUGCUCAAGGAUACAUUGGAAGACAGGAUGUUGAAGCGCAGAAAAGCAAUGUCUGACCAGGAGAUGCAAGAAGCGGAAAAGGAUCCGCUCGACGACAACGCUAUUAAGUCCAUCAUCCAGAAUGAAGCGUUCAUCCCAAUGAUUGGAGAUGACAGGCUUGCCAACAUCGCAUGGCUGAGCACCCCUUCUGGCUUCUUUGACCGGCAUAAGCUGCCGAUUCCUGACGACGAAGAGGAUAGUGAGACUCCUCGGAAGCGAAACCGGCCCUCGCGGAACAACAACGGUUCAGACGGCGAGCUGGAUCUUGUCACGCCUAAGAGACGAAGGGCUCCAGCCGGUCUGGAGUUUCUCUCUCCGGAAGGUAUUCUGAUGACUCCCGCGAGACAGUCGCACUCUCCCAGAUCGCCCUCGUUCGUGGCCAGCGUCGAUCGCCAGAAUAGUGGUACCCAGGGGGCAUCUGGGUCCUCUACUGAUCUCCAACAAAGCUCAGGAUCAGGAUCCUUAUUUGGCCCUUUGAAAGCUGAGAAGUCUGUCGGAUCUCCACAGUGA
Messenger RNA from Aspergillus clavatus NRRL 1, 3573 nucleotides. Its product is annotated as putative SNF2 family helicase. NCBI's taxonomy places the organism in Eukaryota, Fungi, Ascomycota, Eurotiomycetes, Eurotiales, Aspergillaceae. The coding region runs from base 1 to 3573 and encodes 1190 amino acids. Gene Ontology annotation, molecular function: ATP binding; ATP-dependent chromatin remodeler activity. The record is from RefSeq and is a predicted model, not a curated record. The transcript has a single exon.